Messenger RNA from Trichomonas vaginalis G3, 1482 nucleotides. Its product is annotated as thiol-dependent ubiquitin-specific protease protein. The coding region runs from base 1 to 1482 and encodes 493 amino acids. Gene Ontology annotation, molecular function: cysteine-type endopeptidase activity; cysteine-type deubiquitinase activity. Gene Ontology annotation, cellular component: cytosol; nucleus. Lineage: Eukaryota; Parabasalia; Trichomonadida; Trichomonadidae. The record is from RefSeq and is a predicted model, not a curated record. The transcript has a single exon. Gene Ontology annotation, biological process: protein deubiquitination; regulation of protein stability.
AUGACAAAGAUGGUGAAUUUAGUGUUUGAUUGGAAACCGAAUGGACAAAAUUUAGAAUUUCCAAUAGACCUAGCAAAUAACGCAUAUAAAUUAUCAACGAAAGUCGUAAUAAGUCCAAAUUAUCUAUUAAAGUUUAAGAUAGAACCAAUUAAGAAUCAGAAAGAAAAGAUAACGUUUACAAUCACAGCCAGUGAAGGAUACCAAUCACAAAAUGUACCUGAAGUAUUAGAUUUUUCAAAAAAAGAUUUUUAUUUUAUUUGUUUCAACAAAUUUACGCCAGAGAAAUCAGUUAAAAUUACAAUAGACAAUAUUAAAUCAAGUCUUACAAAACCAGAUUCUGAAAUUGAAAAUGAUCCUUCGUAUUAUCAUGUUCAAAAGAGUUCAAAUACUCCAAAUGAGGUUCCCAAUGCUCAAAUUCCGAAAAAUCCAGAAGUAUUAAAGAAUUCAGCUACUAAUUACAAAAAUCAAUAUCCAUAUCCAAAUGCAACAAAUAAACCACCAGAAUCAAAUACUUCUGUAAAUUACACAUCAUAUUAUCCUAAUUCUACAAAUGAAACCGAUAAAUUUACAAAAUCAAAUCCAAUUUCUGAAGAAAGUAAGCCAGAAGCAACUCAAAAAACAAAGGAAACAAAUUCUUCAUUCUAUGGACAAUCAAAACUUACAGAUUCAACUCAAAGAUCAAAUUUUUCAGAAUCAAAUUCAAAUUCAACCGAAAAAACAACAAAACCAAAGCCACCAGAGCAACCUAAAUCAUCAAGUACUUCAAAGACAUCAAAUACAAAAGAAUUAACACCUACCUCAUUUGGAUCAAGUUGGGGAACAGGCCAAACUAAACCAAAUCAGAGUAAAAUGGUUCCAAAUUCCACACCAUCAACAACAUAUGAAGAAAAUCCAGAAAUACAAAGAAAAUUACUUGCACAAUAUAAUAAAAAACCAGACUUGAAAAACAACAAAUAUCCAGGGUUAGAAAAUCAAGGUCAGACAUGUUACAUCAAUGCAUUCAUACAGAUCUUGUAUCAUUCAUUACCAUUUAGUUCAGGAAUUGAUGAUUUGAAGUGCAGAGACAAAAUAAUUGUCAGUUUGAGAUCAUUAUUCAAAGAAAUGGAUGAAACAAAAGUUGGCUAUGUUUCAACAACAGAUUUAACUAAGAAAUUCGGAUGGACAGAUGAAUUUGUUACACAACAACAUGAUGCAACAGAAUUCCUUGGUAUUUUAUUCAACAAAAUUAAUCUUUGUCUUAAAAACACUGAUGAAAAAGAUUUCCUGAAAAAUAUUUUUGGUUUUCAAACUGAACAGACAACUAAAAAGACAAAAGAACAAUCAAUAGCCAUAAUAGAUAAUGAGAAACUAGAUGUACCUCUUAUGGCAACAAUUGAAGAAUCAAUUGCACAAACAAGUAAACCAGAUGUUUUUGAAUCUGAAGAAGGAAAAGUUACUAAAGUUACUAAAAUUAAAACAUUUCCUAAAGUUUUGUUGAUAUAA